GUAUCAUGCUUGACAGGUCCCGAAUUACGGACUCUGGAUGGUUUACGGAUGAGACUCGCAGGAUAUCGACAACGCCCAAUGGCAAGUCUCCUCACACAUCUCUGAUGAUUUACUGCAUCUCUAGUGCCGCACGUGAGCUCCGGCACCACAUGUCGGGGUUCUCCAUAACAACGCCGAAUGCAUUUAAAGUAUCGUAAUUGUCAACAAGCACGGUUUCUACAACAGAACCGCUCGCAAACUGCUUUAUCCAUCAUGACACCACCUCUGAUUACUCUAGAAGAGCACUUCCUCGCGGAGGCCGCCGAAGAUGUGAAGUCCCUCUAUUCUGAACAGCUCGGAAAUAUACCCGAGCUGGCUGCCAAACUCGGUGAUCUUGGACCCUUACGCCUUCACUCUAUGGACGAGAGCAACGUGUCAAUACAAGUCAUUUCUCACGGGCCAGGAGCUUUACGAACUUCGCAAUGCAAAGCAGCGAAUGACCAGCUUGCUUCCGCCGUGAAAGCCUAUCCAGACCGGUUCGCCGGGUUUGCAGUUCUUCCUGUCUUGGACCCUGCGGAAUCAGCAAAGGAACUAAGAAGAUGUGUUCGUGAGCUUCACUUUGUCGGUGCGCUCAUCGACAAUCGAUUCAAGAACACAUACUAUGAUGGCCCUGAAUACGAGGUUAUGUGGGCGGCAGCACAAGACCUUGAUGUGCCAAUCUACCUGCACCCUACGUGGCCGUCCGAGGAACAACUUGAUCUACUCUAUACGGGAAAUUUCGCCCAGUCCGCAACCCUGAGCCUGUCAGCAUCCGGGUGGGGAUGGCACUCUGACGUUGCCCUGCAUAUCCUGCGUCUGUUCUCCGCUGGUGUGUUUGACAAGUUUCCACGGCUCAAGAUCAUUGCCGGCCAUAUGGGGGAGAUGCUCCCGUUCAUGCUGCACCGAAUCAUGCAGCUGUCACCACGCUGGGGAAGACGCGAUAGAUUAUUCAAGGAGGUCUACGAUACCAACAUUUGGAUUACAACGAGUGGAGUGUGGAGCGUUGAUCCUAUGGCCACCAUUUUAAGAAAUACCAGGAUUGAUAAAAUAUUAUAUAGUGUUGACUAUCCGUUUGCGAAGAAUGAGAAUGGUUUGAUUUUCAUGAAGGAGCUGGAAGAGAGUGGGCUUGUGACACAGGAGCAACUGGAGCAAAUUGCGUAUAAGAACUCUGAACAGCUUCUGGGGUUGAAGGUGAAAAAGACUUUCUAAAUUCAAUGACCGAUAUUUCCAACGGAAAUAUUGGCGUGAGAAUAGUCUGAUAGAACAGUUCACAGCUGCAGGAGGGUAAUCAUGCGUUUCUAGAACGAUAGUGCAAAUUGUUUGAUAGCUACGCUCCUUCAAAAUGAAAACCUCCAGUAUGACAUAGCGAGUACAGUAUUAUGCAAAGCCGAGUUUCUAG
This is a messenger RNA of Truncatella angustata, 1417 nucleotides long. RefSeq lists its product as uncharacterized. Gene Ontology annotation, cellular component: cytoplasm; cytosol. Lineage: Eukaryota; Fungi; Ascomycota; Sordariomycetes; Amphisphaeriales; Sporocadaceae. The record is from RefSeq and is a predicted model, not a curated record. Gene Ontology annotation, molecular function: hydrolase activity; carboxy-lyase activity. The coding region runs from base 178 to 1227 and encodes 349 amino acids. The transcript has a single exon. Gene Ontology annotation, biological process: secondary metabolic process.